GACGGGAGAGAAGCUUCCGUGUGGCGACGGCGGGGAAAACGAUAUGACAGCGAGGAGGCAAGAUGAAGAGCCGGGGAAGUAAAAGUGGGAAAGCCGGGAAAAAGAGAGGGGCCACAGACGUCGCUCCGUCCACCUCUCUCCCGCCGCUCGUUGAGGGUCAGCUUCGCUGUUUUUUGAGAGUGACCGUCAGUAAAAUCCUAUGGACGACCCCCAGACCCCAGCGUUCUGUCCAUGUGAGGCUCCGAUGGUGGGGAGAGACGACCAACGGGACCAUCUUCCACCCCAGGGACUCCUCACAGACUGAGCAGAAGGAGGUGAAAACCACAACCCGCUACGCUGUGCACUGCGGACCCAAACAGCUGACCUCGUACCUGACAGAUAUGGGGGCCCUUGUUUUGGAGGUUCUGACCAGACUUGACCACCUUCCUAUCGGUCGUGCUCAGAUCAGCGACAUCUCGCGGCUCUCCCCGACAAAUCCACUCAGCGGCUUCUUCACCAUUGUCUCCCCGACAUCGGAGAAACUGGGAGAACUACAGGUGUCCGUGGCUCUGGAGCCUCUGUGUGAGAAAUAUGGUGACAGUGGCUCCAUCCUCAACUCCGAUGUCAGCCACGAAACAGCUCCAUCAGGACACCGAUUACAGCCCAGCAAACUGUCUGCAGGCCGCACAAGGCCCGAGAGCAGCAGGGCCGCCACCCCCAGGGGCAGAGACCACUUGUACUUCAAGGAAAACGCAGAACCGAAUCGAGGUUUGGUUACAGGAUCCGAAGAUCACCGGAGUGAUGAAGGUUACAGAUCUCAGAGACUCCCCUCUAAGGACAAGACGUCUGUUAUUCCUAUUACACAGCAGAGACCAGCUGAUCAAACCAAGGCUUAUUCCAAUGUAACCACUGCACCUGCAGCCAAGGACCUGCUUACAGCUCUCUUGGAUCAAGGCAGCAAACUGAGAGAUGCUAUGGUUGAAUCAGCUCUGCGAUUAGACCCCCAGACUGACAUCGAUGUGGAGUCAGAGCGGCCCCCUGUCUUGGUUAGAGACCAUUAUAGCUCACGGGCUCUCAGGGCAGCUCCUGAGACCCUCCCAAUGACUAUCGAUCACAACCUCCUAAAUGCCCACAAAUCUCUGACGAGCAACGGGAUGAUCCUGCCACCCGCAGACCACACUCUUCCUGAAUUAGAGCUGAACAGUGAUACCCGGGCCAUAGAGCUGCUGCUGGGCAGCUCCCCUGUGUCCAUCGGCCACUUCUGGGAUGGGACUGGCUCACCCCCCGAGUCCAUAGCAGAUAGUGACUUCUACAACGAGAGUGAACUCGGCGAUCCCCUCUAUGACCAGAGCCUGCUGGAGAACCUGUUCUACAAGGCACCGAAAUUGGAGGACAGUUCCAGCGACGUCGUCAGUGAAGACGAUCUGUCUAAAUCAAGAAGGAAGAGAACAAAAACUGUGAAAUCUGAAAAGGUCGAUGAGCGUAAAUCGGCUCCAUGCGACGCAGAGAAGGAACUCUCCUCCAGAUCCCCGGAGCGACCAAGCAAAACUGGGACAAGAUCUGAAGCGGUUGACUUGAGUGUUGAUCGGCUUGCACAUUUGGGUCGUAUGCAUGCAGUGCGGGUCAUAGUCGAAUCCCUAAAGAUCAAACCAGAAAGCGACCAGGUGACAUCCAGCAAAAUAAGCAGGAAAGGGAAACCACCACGCCCAGCACCAGCCAUCAAGCGGACUUUUUUUGUGGAAUUCCAUUUUCCAGUGUCCUCCAAGGACAAAGACGGAGAAUUGCCAGUGGCCACAGAAAUAACCCGGCUGGUGUCGAGCAAGAUCACAAAUGGAGCUGUGAAGUUCCAGCAAAGAUUUGUGUUCCCGAUCUUGUUCCAUGGACUAAUGAUCCAGCACUGGUGGAACUCCGGCCUGACCUUCCGAAUCUUUAUGAGGAAGAGCACCGAGAAAAAGCCCGGACUUCUUGGCUCUGCCAUUCUGUCCCUCCGCGAUGUUCUCCGGUCUCAGGAUCUCUCCGUCUCGCAGACACUUCCAGUGCGUUGCAUUAGAGAACAGCAGCAAUUAGAGGAUGUGGGGCCCCUGAAGGUGUCUGUAGCCGUUGCUGGAGACAGCAGAGAAUUCUCUAACAUCCCAGAGAAGGCAUCUCUGAGAGUGCAGGACGCGUCCGCCUCAUUCUGUAGACCCAACGUGAGCGUCGUGGCACCUGAAGAUCAGUCCUACACAGAGGGAUCUCCAGAGGAGCCUGUAGAGCCCAUGCCCUCAGUCCUGCCUGCUAAGCAGCAUGUCCACCACCAGACAGAGCGGCCAAAAGCACCAGAGACUGAAGAGGAGAAUGGCCUAUUACUGCAUGCUAUCCUCAUGGUGCCUGAAGGCAAGGGCUUAGUGUGCGACCCGGAGUAUUCCUCCAUAUGUAAUCCAUAUCUGAACUGCAAGCUUUUCUCUAGCCAGGAAGCCACUCGCUCCGCGGUCGUGUGGGGCAGCAACCAGCCGCUGUUCAGCUUCUCUCAGGUCGCUCCAGUCAAUCUGACAAGUCGGCUCCUAGAGAGAAUGAAGAACAAUGUGAUGAUCCUUGAAGUCUGGAAUAAAGUUCCCGACCCGACUACAGAUCAGCUGCUGGGCCUAGUAAAGCUCCCCUUGCAUCAGUUCUACAUGUCCUUCAGUGACCCAAAAAUUUGCCGUCUUCUGCUCCAAGCACAGUAUCCAGUGGUUGCGGUGGACAGCUUUGUCCCAAUUGUUGACAUGUUCAGCGGCUGUGAGCGUGGACGACUCAAGGUCCUACUUUCCAUGGGAUCAGGAGACCAAGUGGUGGCAUUGCAGAGAUUAAAAAAUGAGGAGGGAACAUCUGCAGCGCAAAUCCCAAGACCGGCACAUUUCCUGGACCCACCACAGUCAUCGGUAGAGGUGUCCCGACCUUCAGACAGCAGGACUGAUCAUGUGUUUGAGAUACAUGUGGAGAAUGUAAAGGGUCUCACUCCUCUGCAGUCCACGGUGUGGGGGGAAGCGGACUGCUACGUCCAGUAUUUCUUCCCAGCACAAUCUACAAUAUCCAGUCUAGAGCUACCAGAACAAGGCCUGAGUCUAAAGCCUGUACGUACAGCCACCACCCUCUGUGUGCCAGAUCCUGUCUUCAAUGACCGUCAGAACCAUUCCUUGGUUGCUCCAUCAGAUACUCCGGUUCAGAGGCUGCUGCUCAAUGCCUUCUCCAUGCAGGGCCUCUCUGCCGGGGGAGGGAUGACCUUUGAAAUCUGGUGCCGGUAUUAUUACCCCAAUGUGAGAGACCAGAUCGUGGCCAGAGCUCUUCUCCCACUGUCCCGUCUGUGUGCCAUGGUGACGAUGCACCACCGGGAAGAAUUGGGAAUCCAGGCGUUCUGCCUGCCACUCACCCCAAUAAGUGAAUCCUCAGCGGGCGCCCCACCACCAUCUUCAGGUUUACUGAACGUAAAUGUGACUUACAGACGCUCCGUCAGAAGCCCAGUGGGGAUGCUGGCUACUCGUAUGGCCUCUGUAUCUGUGCAGAUCCACAGGGCAUCCGGUCUGCAGGCUGCCGCCAGAGUUCUGGCACAGCAGGACCCUUCAUUUCAGUACAGCGCAGAUGUCGGGGUGAACGCUUUCAUCAUUAUCCGUCCAUCUUUCUUGCCUGAGGCUGAAGUUCGCAACACCCGUACUAUUGCUCGCAGUUUCUGCCCAGAGUUUGAUCAUCACUCCGAGUUUCCCUGUAAUCUGGUGACACAGAAGAGCAGCGGAGAAGCCUGCAGCCUGGCAGAGAUCCUCCACUCUUCUCAGAUAGUAUUCUCCAUCCAUCACCAGAGUGUGACACCUGCUAGCGGCAGCAGAGUUCAUCCAGCGCGGGACCAUCAGCUGGGAGUGGUGAGAAUCCCGACCAGAGAGCUGCUUACCAAGAGAUCAGGAAUCUCAGGCUGGUACCCAGUAAUGGUCCCCGAAGACUCCACGCUUUCCGGCACAGCCGGAGUUUUGGACAAUGUUGUAGGAGGCCUGGAGCUUUCUGUUAGCUUUGCUCACCAUUCAGACAGAGAACGUGUCCUGGAGGUUGCUCGAGGCCUAGGAUGGACAGAGGAUGAGGACGGAGACGGCAAUCACUCAGGUCAUGAUGAAUUGGUCAACCUCUCGGUCACCGUUCCCAAGAUCUGGCUUCCAGUGCGCUGCCUACUGAUGGCCGGCCACAAGCACCUGCACAAGAGCACUCACUGCUACCUGAGGUACAAGCUGUACGAUAAAGAAGCUGUCUGCUCGCCAUUAACCAGGCCGAUCUUAUCCAAAGAUGGCCAGCAGGCGACGGUUGUGUUCGAGCAGACGAGGACUGUGGAGCUGAUGAAAGAUCAGCCGCUCGUGUGGUACCUAAGGGAAGAGAAGCUAGAAAUUCAGCUCUGGCGCUCCUAUGGGAAGGACACCAGCGGGCCUAGACCUCAAGACACUGACCGUCUUCUUGGGUGUGCCUAUGUGGACCUUGCUGCCCUGUCGGAAAACACCUCGCGCACCCUCUCUGUUAGCGGCGUAUAUCCCCUAUUUAAGCACAAGGUGGCCAACCUGUGGGGGGCAGCACUGAGAGUUCACCUGUGCUUGAGCUCUGCAUAUCACCCGUCUAUAGCCAGAUGCCCAAAUUCUCCAGAGGAGGAGAGCCUUAGUGAGGACUACGAGGCACAAGAUGUCUCCGAGGAUUAUUCCGAAGGAAAACACGAAGAUCCCAUUCAGUCUAGCAAAGCGCAAAUUGAUAAAUCCUCGCAGAGUCCCGGCAGCGAGGCCACAUCCACGGAGCUGGAAAACACAUUUGCUGUGAAUAUAGUGGUGGAGCGGGCCAUGCAUCUCAGCCUAAAAGGCAGCCCCCUGACGGAGAGGGCCGUGCCCGUGCCCAGCUGCUCGGUGUCUUUCCCUGUUGCUGGUACGGCAACCCCUGUAACCACCCCAAUAGUAGACAGCACGGACUCCCCAACCUGGAACUUCCAACUCCAAACAAGAUUGAGCGAAGAACUUCUCCUGGACCCUCGGCAAACCUUAGUGUUCAAGGUGUGGCACAAAGCAGAUGUGGAACGAGUCCUGGGCUUCGCCUCGGUGGACCUCUCCCCUUUACUUACUGGCUUUCAGUCCGUGUGCGGGUGGUAUAAUAUCGGAGACUUCACUGGUCAGUGCCAGGGUCAGAUCAAAGUGUCUGUUACUCCUCUGGAAAACAUCUCGCACCUGAAGGAGCAGAAACGGCUAAGGAAUGAGGCCUCUCCAAGACAGUCCGAGGUCCUAUUGCCUCCGUCUUCUCUGUGCCCUCCCGGUGCUGCUUUGUUAGGGUCGUUCACCACUUCCCCUCUUCCCCAAAGAGCAGACCUCGCCCACGUGCCUCCUGGAGCCAGUAACAGAGAGACUAUAUUCCCAACCACACGACACGAGGAACGUACGGAGACUAUACGUCGCUUCCAAGAGCCGGUCCAGCAGGCGGAGCAGAACACUUGGAGCGCGGAGCACAUGGAUGCUCUGUCACAGUCCUCGCGCGCCCCUCUACUGUCUGCACUCAGGCGGAAUCUCGGCGAACUUGAUGAUAUCCAGAAGUAUUUCAACCAGAAGUUGUACCGCAGUCUGUCCAACACAGAACCAGCGGAAGGAACGUCGCUGCAGAAUGUGGAGCCAAAACCCCCAAGCUCUGAAGAUACCGAAACUCGUCUGCUGCUGACAAAAUCCAGUCUGUUAGUGUCCCAAGUCAGCGACCUCCUCAGCGGUCUGCAGGAACGACAUGUCUUUCGAGAACCACCUACCAUCAGCCGGAGCGAUGCUACAAGUCGCACAGAGUGCGUGGACACCAGAGCUCAGGAGCCUUCUCCUGCCCCUUGUGCCGAGAGCAACCAGAUCAUGGAUCACCAGGAGCAGUCAGAUGAUGAGAGUGAUCACCCUAGAGCAGACACUCCGCCAUUCUCUGCAGCCGGAUCCCCCACUCGUAGAGAGAAUGACUUGGAGGACUUUUUUCAUCCUCCGCUGAGAGAAGAUGAUUUCCACGCCAGCAGCGAUGAGGAGUAUGAAGAAAAUGUCAUCGAGCCAAGGACUCUUAAUGAAAUCUCCACCCUGACAGAUAGGACCAGCCCCUGGUCCAGCAUGGUCUCAGACACUGAGCCGGACUUCCUAGAACACAAGCCAAGAAAAGAUGAGACUUCUCCGGCCGACAGCCAGACCGGGGAAGAUCCCACCGAGAACCGUCAUCUGCUCUCCCAGGUUCUUUUUAAGGUUGAUCAGUCCAAUACCCUGACCUCAGAUGGAUCCAGUGAAUCCCAGAGUCCAGACAAGGACCUCCGAGCCCCAAGCUGUGCUCAGAACGACAUUGAGGCACAAGACGAGGACACCGGGCAAGGUUUACCAGCAUUCAGCGCGCUGCACAAUCCUCACCUCCAACCACUGCGAGGGGGAAGAAUCUGGAGAGGCACAGGAAACCUCCGCUGAGCUGGAGGCUGAUGACCCUCAUCUGCAUCACGAGGAAUCUGAGGACGAGACGAGAUCGCAAGGUGACUCUACUCACCCGGACAUGUCAGAAGAGGAAGCGACCGACCCGGUAGAGGGUACAAGCGGGCAUUUACUCUCGGAUCCGGUGCUUCUCCCAAACUUCUUCCUUCCCCCGGAGCACUUGGAGGCCUCCAUGAGGUUCUUGAGCCUUUCUCCCGCGCUCCCCUCCGCUCAGAAGGAUGGAGAUGACACCGCGGUCUCUAGAGGGAUCCCUUUCCGGCGUCGCCCCCGGCAGCUCCCCAGGAUGUCAAGUGGUGAACUACCGGAGGCCGAGGUCAACCGCAUCGCAAGGAUUUUUGCAGCGCAGUUUUCCAAUAAAAAGUGAGGGCGAUAUCUACAGCCUGGUCUCCGACCCUCCACAUCCGAGAGGGGUUGGGUGUGCUGUCACUUGUAGUUCUGCAGCAGCCACGCACAUAUGAUGUAGACCUUGCGGGUGAGGAUAACCCAUGUCCAUAAAUUGCACAGAUGCUUCAAGUGAAACACCGCCUCCCCAAUCACUGGAGGCCUGAAUCUGUAAACAGGAGUGGUGUAUUAUACUCCAGAGCUGCAUUCAUAAUUCUGCUACUUGUUAUUGGAAAUUAAGUUGAGUUCCUGUAAUGCAUGGGGGGGAUACGGUUAGAUGGCUACUGUGCCUGAGGUUGUCAAUGCACUUCAGAGCUAAUUCUGUGCAGAUACCGGACAAGCAGGAAAUAUUUGGAGAUUUCAGCUCUGAGGCCUUCAGGAUAGUGAAUGCAGCUCUGGAGUAUAAUACAGUCUUUAUCAUGUGACUGAAAGAGCACUACUCCUCCUCCUCGCCUGCUGUGUAGCGGCGGUGAUGCCGCCCCGCGCUCAUCGGCGCCCCCUCCGGUACACUGUGUGAUAUUGUGUAUAUAUAAUAUACAGUUGUGUAUUAUAACUAUUUAUGGCGUUUCUUUUAUAGAUAAAUUAUUUCUGCAUGGAUUUAUCAUGUCUAA
Molecule: messenger RNA, 7426 nt
Organism: Bufo gargarizans (Asiatic toad)
Lineage: Eukaryota; Metazoa; Chordata; Amphibia; Anura; Bufonidae
Gene: C2CD3
Product: C2 domain containing 3 centriole elongation regulator
Biological process (GO): cilium assembly; centriole elongation
Cellular component (GO): centriolar satellite; centriole
Source: RefSeq, a predicted model, not a curated record